This is a messenger RNA of Prunus armeniaca (apricot), 372 nucleotides long. The record is from the annotation of a GenBank genome assembly. Lineage: Eukaryota; Viridiplantae; Streptophyta; Magnoliopsida; Rosales; Rosaceae.
AUGUUGAAAGCAUGUAUUCUAGAUUUUGGGGGAAGUUGGGAAGAUCAUUUGGUGUUGGCAGAAUUCGCCUACAACAACAACUAUCAAUCUAGCAUUCAAAUGGCACCUUAUGAAGCUUUAUAUGGAAGACCUUGUUGGUCACCUGUAUGUUGGACUGAAGUAGGAGAAACUGUGUUGCUAGGACUUGAUUUGGUACAAGAGACAACUGGAAAGGUUAAACUUAUCAAGCAACGUCUCUUGACUGCUCAAAGUCGACAAAAGAACUACGCUAACCAAAGAAGGAAACCAUUAAGUUUUAAUGUGAGGGAUUUUGUGUUUCUUAAAAUCUCAACUCGAAGAGGAGUAAAAAGAUUUGGAAAGACUGGAAAAUGA